CUUCGGCGCAUGCGUGCACGGCUCGGACGAGAGUGGUGGCGGCGCUUGUAUUUCUGGCUCUGAACUUGGCCAUGGACACCCUGACUCCUGAGGGGGAAGCCCCCCCACUCUCUGCAGCGAUGAGGGCGAAGAUCGAACGGAACCGUCAGCGGGCUCUGAUGCUGCGGCAGGCCAGGCUGGCCACUCGGCCGUAUCCGGCCACCGGCGAAGGCAGUUCAAAAGUUAAAGCGCCUCCUAAAGUAACAGAUACCGGGGGAGGAUUCUUUCUGGAGGAGGAGGAAGAAGAGGAAGACGUGGCAGAGAAGAUUGUUCACCUUCCAGGGCCUGUGUUAGGAUGUGACUAUCUUAUCUGUGAAGAAUGUAGUAAAGAAUUCAUGGACUCCUACCUCAUGAGCCACUUUGAUCUAUCAACCUGUGAUAAUUGCAGAGACGCAGAAGAUAAGCAUAAGCUCAUAACAAGAACUGAAGCGAAGGAAGCGUACCUUCUAAAAGACUGCGACUUAGACAAGAGAGAACCAGUGCUCAAGUUUAUUUUGAAGAAGAACCCCCAUAACCCCCGGUGGGGCGACAUGAAACUAUAUUUAAAACUGCAGGUAAUAAAGCGCUCUCUUGAAGUUUGGGGUAGCGAAGAGGCAUUAGAAGAAGCCAAAGAAAGUCGCCAAGACAGCCGAGAGAAAAUGAAGCAGAAAAAGUUUGAUAAAAAAGUUAAAGAGCUACGUCGAGCUGUAAGGAGCAGCGUUUGGAAAAAAGACACCAGCAUCCACCAACAUGAAUAUGGAGCGGAAGAAAUGGUGGAAGAGGACUUGUACAAGAAGACCUGUAUCACCUGUGGUUAUGAAUUAACAUAUGAAAAAAUGUAAAUAGACUUGCUUUUGUAGAAAAAUGCACUUUUUAUAAUGACUCUCCAGUAAAAUGUAUCACUUGUUAAUCUUUGCUGUUUUUUAACACACUGAACCACACACUAGUUGAACAACAUGUUACAUGUGUGGUCUGUUCUCUAGCACCUAUUCAGUAAUGCACAUUUUAAAGCAAGUAAUGGAAGGAUGAGUGUUCUCAGUACAGAGUUCCUUUGCUUGCAGUAAUUUCUCUGUUUUCUUUAGGAGAGGAAGGAGACUGGGUGUAUGCUACUUUAUUAAAUAGUGGCUACUGAAUAUGUAGCUUUGUGCACGGGUACAUGUGGAUAUUUGGAGCAAGGUGCAUCACAAUCCUAAAGAGCUACACUGUCAAACAACAGUAGGCAAAGGGCUCUAGGAAUAAUGGUCACACAAUUAAUUAUCAGGUCUCUUUAGUUAUUAGUUCUCAUGUAGUGCCCCCAUCUUCUGCAAGAGCCCUGAUUAAAGUCAUGGCUGCCUGUCUCUAGUCUAGGCUGCCACAAUCUA
Gekko japonicus is the source of this 1379-nucleotide messenger RNA. RefSeq names its product xeroderma pigmentosum, complementation group A (gene XPA). NCBI's taxonomy places the organism in Eukaryota, Metazoa, Chordata, Lepidosauria, Squamata, Gekkonidae. Bases 72 to 860 code for a protein of 262 amino acids. The transcript has 7 exons. The record is from RefSeq and is a predicted model, not a curated record. Gene Ontology annotation, biological process: nucleotide-excision repair involved in interstrand cross-link repair; UV-damage excision repair; base-excision repair. Gene Ontology annotation, cellular component: nucleotide-excision repair factor 1 complex. Gene Ontology annotation, molecular function: damaged DNA binding.